UUUAAUUGGCGACUCUAAAUUGGUAGUCCUUCGUUGAACGGAGGUCGUCAUUUACUGGAGUCGGCGGAGUUUCCAGCUCACCGCAGAUCAUUUUUUUUUCCUGGUUGACUGAAUAAGCCCGAGCGGUAAAUUCGUCCUCGGCAUUUGCACAGCGGUGACCGCGAACGGACUGCGCUUGUCGCCUUUUCUGCGGCGGAUGUCAUAAUAACCGGAUAAACUUUUUUUUUGUUUUUUCGUCGCUUGAUACUUUCGCUCUGUGUCUCCCUCGCUCAUGCAAAGCGCGCCACCGCAUCGCCCCGCAGCGCCCCCCAGUCUGCCCGCGCACAGCUGCCACUCGCCGCCUCUUCUUCUUCUUCUUCUUCUUCUUCUCCUCCUCCUCAGCGCGGCUUCCCUGCGACGCACCACAAAUCUGUCAGGGCAGCUUGGCGCGGCAGGGGUGCGAGGUGCACGAGCAGAGCAGCGCUGACAUUCUCGGGAACUCCGCAAGUUUUCGGUAAGGGUGGUCUCCUUCUGUUUCGUCACCCGGGACACCUUUUUUUUGCCCCUGAAACUUCCUCUACGUUAAAUGAGGGGAUUUCUGCUUGUCGGCACUUUGGAUUUCGAGGAACGAUGGAUUUUAAAAUGUUUCCUCCAUAUGGAUUUUUAUUUCUGAUGUGACAUUUUGCAGAAGACCAUAACAAAAAAAAAGUGGUAACAUGGCAUUGGAUCAGCCGCCGCUGUCGUCGAAGCAGGUGCUCGUUUGGUUUGUCAUAGCUCAUCAUUUCUUUUCUGUUACUGCCUGUGAUGAAGCCUUCUACGUGCACGCCAUUGAAAAUUUAUGUUUAGUCAAGUUCCAAGGUGACAUGGAGGCUCUGGGCCAACGGUACUGGUGCGACUGGGACGAAACAGUUGAAUCGUAUAAAGAGCUCACCAACUGCACGUAUUUGGUAGCUGAGGAACUGAAAUGCUAUUGGCCCAACCAGUUUGUGGAUGAAUUUUUCAUUGGGGUCCACAAAUUCUACUUCAGGAACUGUUCACUGUCAGGCCGCUCGCCCAAAGACCCUCCGAACAACAUCUUGGGCCCAAUGAUUGUGGUGCCGAUCAUCGUGACGCUACUCAUGACUGUGCUCGUAGUGUGGAGAAGCAAACGCAGUGAGGGGAUUGUGUAAAAUUUACUAAACAAGAAAACGAUAAAUCAGAUAGACUGUGUUACCACGGACGUUGUUGCCACGAAGGAGGUAGAGGAGUGCAGGAGUGACGAACACUUGGAGAGCGGCCACCGACGCGGGUCACUUAAUGGUUUGAAGAGGUCAUUGUAACCGGGAAUAUAAACGCUUUCGAUGGAGCGAAAAUGUGGAAAAACAGUAAAUCUGACUAGGGUUAAGCUUAAGAGGAAUGAAAUUCUAACCAGUGGUGGUCUUGUGUGGACAGAGGACAAUACACCUGUUCUUCUUUUUUUAAUUGAAAAGACUUCUAUACUACAGCCACAGCUUUUAACUGUCGCACACUAUUGUUUCAGUACAUAGACGUUCAUUCACUUGGAAUUUUGCAAUUGUGCCAAAGGUUCCAUCCUAUAAUAAUAAUAGUAAUAAUAAUAAUGGGUUAAUAUAAUUGUAGUGUCAAUAUUUCAUAAUCGAUGUCUGCUAUUUUAGUCUAACCGAUGAAAAGAAAUGUGUCGUUGUAUCCAACCUCCACCAAAAAUUGCACAUACUUCAUAUUUAAUUUUCCAGAAAUUACUAAUUUUUAUAUUUCUUAAAAUCACUAAAACUAAACUAAAAGUGCUCAAGUGAAUAUCUUUUUUCCUUUUCUUUAUUAUUAUUACUACUAUUAUUUUCAUUUCCUGAACAGAAACUGUACCAUUUAUGGGCUUUUUUUCCUGGAAAAGAGCAACAUUCAUCUUAGGAAAUAAAAUAAAGCUAUGGUGUGAUAGGGAAUAUGGUCAUUUCCAGAAUGUUCUCCUGCUACUUUUGUGUCAGUUCUACCCAUAAACUACCCCCUGUAGGAAUGUUUUGUGGACAACAGAGUCACAUGUAGACAUUUUUGGAUGUGAAUUUUCUUGGGGGGAAAUCAUCUUACAAGGGGGUGAAACCACACCCAGCUUAUCAAUCGAUAUCAUCGAAAAGUCGACUAUGGCGGUGUUCGUCUUGAGGUGUAAGGAUGCACUGCUAACUCAGGCAUUGAAAUGAUUUGCAAUUGAUGAAGGAAAUGUGAAUUUGGCUCUGUAAGACAGAAUUCUUCCAAAGGAUGACAAACCCACCAUCUAUUGCCUAAAUCAUCCCCAACAUAUGAGCAGGCCUAAGGAGAACGGCCACGGAAAAGAAAAUUCAGAGGUGUGGAGCGGCGAGGACAAAGUCUAAAGCUAAACCUAGCAGAGUCGUCCUGACGUGAGGAGAUUAUGGUAGCCCCGUUACUUAGUGAACACAGUCCAAUGUGAAAGAAUGACCUGAAAUUCGACCACAUCGAUGAGAGAAACUCAAAAUUCACAGGAGUUGGAUCUUAUUGAGCCAUCUGCCUAUUUUUAAUGUGAGGACGUUGAUUGCUGACCACUUUGUUUAUGAAAUGAAAUAAAGAAAUAAGGAUAAAAAUGUGGUGUUUUGUUACUUGAAUAAAGCUCUGCUGGAAUUUCAUGUCAAAAAUGUGUAAAGGUUCUGAAACCUUUCUAACCCUUCCUUAAUUAGUGACCAGUUU
Messenger RNA from Polypterus senegalus (gray bichir), 2667 nucleotides. RefSeq names its product receptor activity modifying protein 1 (gene ramp1). The record is from RefSeq and is a predicted model, not a curated record. Gene Ontology annotation, cellular component: signaling receptor complex; membrane; cell surface. The transcript has 3 exons. The coding region runs from base 696 to 1148 and encodes 150 amino acids. Gene Ontology annotation, biological process: protein localization to plasma membrane; calcium ion transport; receptor internalization. Lineage: Eukaryota; Metazoa; Chordata; Cladistia; Polypteriformes; Polypteridae. Gene Ontology annotation, molecular function: coreceptor activity.